Messenger RNA from Nothoprocta perdicaria, 2418 nucleotides. It is a transcript of the gene KIZ, whose product is annotated as kizuna centrosomal protein. Gene Ontology annotation, biological process: spindle organization. Lineage: Eukaryota; Metazoa; Chordata; Aves; Tinamiformes; Tinamidae. Gene Ontology annotation, cellular component: centrosome. The transcript is spliced from 14 exons. The record is from RefSeq and is a predicted model, not a curated record. Bases 1 to 2205 code for a protein of 734 amino acids.
AUGAGCGGGGCCCGCGGGCCGCGGGGGGACUCCGGCCCCGCCGCCCGCUCCGCCGCCCCGCCCGGGCUCCUGCGGCGCCUCCGCGACAGUGAAUCCAAAAGGCUGGAAUUAGAGAGAGAACUGCUCGACUACAGGAAAUCUGAUGCAUACUUAGCAAAACUGAAGUAUGUGAAGCUAAAAAAGUACUUGAAAGAAAUAGAGGAGCGACAAAAAAAGGCCUUGCUGCGAAAUCAGAUGUUUUUGAAGGAAUUCAUUGAAUUUGAAGCUCAUAUGAAAACCUCAAGUGCAGAGAUAAUUCAGAAGAUGGAAGUACAGUAUGGAAGAGAAAUGAGAAGUGUGCUAUCCCAUCAAGAGAGUAGCUUGCCAGCAUGGGGCGAAGAAGGCAGUGAGCAGGUGCCGCUUGUUGCAAGACAGGCAGGAAUUAACCCUGGGACAGCCAUGUCAAGAGGACUGUAUCACCCAGCAACAAUCUUUAUGGGCCGCCAAAUGUCAGCCAUCUCAAGCACUGAAGAUUUCAGUACACAGCAGAAAUCUUGCCAGCCCACCAAGAGCUUUUCAAUUUCUGACCCAUAUUCAUGCAGACAGGCAGCGCAGAGCAGUAAUGUGACAGACAGCUGUGUAGUACAAACUAAUAGUGAUACGUGGUGCUUAAAUAGGUCUGACAAAAUAGAUGUGGAGACAAAUCUCCAGAUGGGUGAGAAAAUGCCAGUCACAUCCAGUAUAUCAUCAGAGAAUGGAAGAACUCGCUGUCCAGCAAUAGAAAAUAAUACAAAUAACAGGCAAAUUAAUUUAGCAGCAAGUGAGAAGUCUGCUGAAAUCAGCCUUCUGUCACAUCAAAAAUUAGGUCCAGAGAACAGAACCAGUGAUUUAGAAAGUGACAGUUCUAGCAGAUCAGUAAAAGCAGUAGUGACAUCUGAGCACUUUGGAGCAAACGAUGGAAGAUCUAAACAGCCACUUCCCUUGGUAUCUACUGUUGCCCCARUCAUAUCCAAGAAGGAGCAUCCACAGGGAAGUUUACCAGAACCGGAAUGUCACGCAAAAACCUCAAACGCAGUGAGUUCCGAUAGCAGCAGCAGCAACCUCACAGUCUCGGUGACCGAAGAGGACGACAUGAUAAAUGCCACUGAACUGCAGCGGUGUCUCGGAGCCACCUGCAGCGAGGGGACAUUAGAAGCAGUCAGCUUGGACCAAGAGGGAGGCACCCGCCCCGCAGAGGAGUUUUCUGUGCAGUCACCAAAUUUGCAUCCUGCAGAGGAUGAGCCUUCAUCUGGCUCGGCACAGGAAGGGGAUAGUUUGACACUUGAAGGAUUCUCUCGUUUACUGCAGCUGGUAGAAGAUUUGGUGGAGAUGGGAAGUCCCAGGUGCCUGGCGCUGUACCAGAGAGGAAGCACAAGUGCUGCAGAGAUGAACCAGCUAAUAAGCUUUUGUAAUCAGGCUGGCAAUUUGAAAGAAGAGGACCUUGAAGCCUGUGAAGCAGUUGUCCUUCACCAGCUUCAGCAUCUAUUACGGAGCACGCUGAAUGGGUGCCUCUUACCUGAGACAGCACUUGAUGYUCGAGGUAGACCUAGAGGAGAAAAGCAAAUCAGGUCAGAGCAGCAAUUGGACCUUGCCGUGUUGUGGGCUUGCUUGAGCAAACAUGCCUUGUUCCUGAARAAGCACCGUGUUUUGCUCCCAGACGAAGUGGCAAAGAUGUUUGAUACCUUGCUGAUUUCRGAAAAAAAAAUACAAGGUGCUCAGGCGCUACUGUUAUCAAGAGAGGCCCUUCCGGAAGAGUGUGAAGACAGGUCAUCUGUUCAGAGCAUGGAAUCAUCUUACAGCUUGCCCUCAAUUCUGCAAGACCACGGUGAAGCAGAGCCAGCAGAACACGCUCCGCACAGGCCCGAUGGCCUUGGUGCAAGGAAACAAGAAGUCACAAGCUGGUGUGAAGAUGAGAGCAAGGAAGAAAGGGUGGCAGAAGCAAUUCCUAUUACAGGUGCCAAGACCUUGGAAACAAAGAAAAAGUCAGACGUGAACGCCGAAGCCAGUUCCUCAUCUAACGAAGGAAGAAGUCCUUUCCCAAGGACGGAGAGCAGGAGGGGAAUGGUAACUGCUAUAAGAUCCAAAGCUUUCUGGGGAGAAUCUGAUGACAGCAACUCCGAUAUCGAGGCUGCCCUACGUCCACAACCUCACGCUCCGGAAGAUGAUUUCGAUGACUUCUAUGAUUAAGAUACAGCCCCUGCUUGUUCUGGGGGGAGGAAAUAAACAGUUUUGCACAAGGUUGGAGUGCUGGUGUCUGCCCUGCAGCUCAUCAUUACCUUUUUCAUUUCAGUUUUCCUUCAACUCUUACUCAGUACUCCACUGAGCCCCCUUGUACCUCUGCUUUCUCACCUGCUAAGUUCUCAUCUGAAGGAAAUGCUGCCUAGAAAACCUGUCCUUUUU